Messenger RNA from Trifolium pratense (red clover), 3487 nucleotides. Its product is annotated as copper methylamine oxidase-like. Bases 887 to 3202 code for a protein of 771 amino acids. Lineage: Eukaryota; Viridiplantae; Streptophyta; Magnoliopsida; Fabales; Fabaceae. The record is from RefSeq and is a predicted model, not a curated record. Gene Ontology annotation, molecular function: quinone binding; copper ion binding; primary methylamine oxidase activity. Gene Ontology annotation, biological process: amine metabolic process. The transcript has 12 exons.
AUCCCCAAAUCAUAGAAACACAACAAAAGUGUUCGUGCUUAUUGAGAGUGAGAGAAAAAAAUAUAGUUUCUUGUGUGAGGUUAAUUUCUCCAUGUAUUUAGAGAGAGGCUCUAUAAUUUCUCUCACUUAGUGAAAGCCCUCUACUAUUGUCAUGUGGUUUUUCCACUUAUUUGUUAAAAGAUUUUCAAAUAAAUAUUGUAUGUUCAAUUCAUCUUUUCUCGUCUCUUAUUUCAGCUUAGUCACAAUUAUUUUGUCACUCGACAAACACGACUAUAAAAUCUUAAAUUUAAAUAUCAACAUUAUCAGUUAAACUACGCUUAUAAACUCGGUACCAUUUUGCUUACCGUCAAGCUUAUCCAUCACUUAAAAAAACCCAUGGAGCCGUAAGUAUCUUGCUAGUUUGCUUUUAAAAAAGAGAGGUCCCACACAAUGCCAUUAUUUGAGUUGCAUUAUUACAUGUUGCAUUCCUUCCAUUUUGGGCCGUGUUGUCUCAUAUUGAGUGGUGGCUAACUUGCUGAUUUGGCAACUUUGUUUUCUUCCUCACAACCCACUCAUAUUCCAAUUCAUCAUUCUUAUUCCUUCAUUUCUUCUUCUUGGAUAUUCACCAAACCCCACUUAAUUUAUUUGUUGCUUCUUGCUUGCUGUAAACCAUUAAAAAUCACUUAUUAUUAUAUAAUAAUUAAUAAUCUUUCAUCCAAUCACAACUACUCAUUCUUUCUAGUUUAAAAGAGUGUGUCUUUGUGUGUGUUAGUGUUGAUCUUGAAGUUUGAGAGUGAGUGAGUGAGUGAGUUGUGGAAGGAAGGUGGAAGAAGAGGGAUUACUAUUACUGUAUGUCAGUGGAAUAUUACAGUGGAAUAUAUUACGGUGAACUUGCUAAUCCUUUGCAAUGGCCACAGUUGAGGAAAAAACGACGCCUAUUUGUUGUUCCAAGGCUGCUGUUACUGCAAGUUCAACCUCUUCUAAUGUUCCUAAACAGAAACAGCAACCGCCUUUCGUUUCGGCUGUUGAUUCCCGCCUUGAUCCUCCUCCCAAAUCAGCUUCUUCCAAAGAAGUAAACGAUAGAAAAGAAACCAUUUCCUUUGACAUAGGUAUUACAGUAAUGGCGAAAGCUCAAACUCUACAUCCUUUGGAUCCUCUUACUGCUGCUGAAAUAUCAGUAGCUGUAGCAACUGUUCGAGCGGCUGGAGCAACACCUGAGGUGAGGGAUAGCAUGAGGUUCAUUGAAGUAGACUUGGUAGAACCAGAAAAGCAAGUUGUUGCAUUAGCAGAUGCAUACUUCUUUCCUCCUUUCCAACCCUCGCUGCUCCCGAGGACAAAAGGUGGACCUGUGAUUCCAUCAAAACUGCCUCCGAGGAAAGCAAGAUUGGUUGUCUAUAAUAAGAAGUCAAAUGAGACAAGCAUAUGGAUUGUUGAACUAACUGAAGUUCAUGCAACGACUCGUGGUGGACAUCAUAGGGGCAAAGUUAUUUCUUCUACAAUUGUUCCGGAUGUUCAGCCUCCCAUGGAUGCUGUGGAGUAUGCUGAAUGUGAAGCUGUUGUAAAGGACUAUCCUCCGUUUCGAGAGGCAAUGAAGAAAAGAGGAAUCGAAGAUAUGGAUCUUGUGAUGGUGGAUCCUUGGUGUGCCGGAUAUCACAGCGAAGGUGAUGCUCCAAGCCGCAGACUUGCUAAACCGCUGUUCUUUUGUAGGACUGAGAGUGACUGUCCUAUGGAAAAUGGCUAUGCUCGUCCUGUUGAAGGAAUACAUGUACUUGUCGACAUGCAAAAUAUGGUUGUCCUCGAGUUUGAAGAUCGUAAGCUUGUUCCCCUUCCACAGGCUGAUCCACUAAGAAAUUAUACUUCUGGUGAAACCCGGGGAGGAGUUGACCGAAGUGAUGUGAAACCGUUACAGAUUAUUCAGCCAGACGGUCCAAGUUUUCGCGUCAAUGGGAACUUUGUUCAAUGGCAGAAGUGGAACUUUCGUAUUGGAUUCACUCCUAGGGAGGGUUUGGUUGUUUAUUCAGUAGCUUAUAUUGAUGGAAGCCGCGGCCGAAGACCUGUGGCACACAGAUUGAGUUUUGUUGAGAUGGUUGUCCCUUAUGGAGAUCCAAAUGAUCCUCACUAUAGGAAAAAUGCUUUUGAUGCCGGAGAAGAUGGCCUCGGUAAAAAUGCUCAUUCACUCAAGAAGGGGUGCGAUUGUUUAGGAUAUAUCAAGUACUUCGAUGCACACUUUACAAACUUUUAUGGCAGUGUUGAAACAAUUGAGAAUUGUGUUUGCAUGCAUGAAGAAGAUCACGGUAUGUUAUGGAAGCAUCAAGAUUGGAGAACAGGUUUAGCUGAAGUUCGACGGUCUAGAAGGCUGACGGUGUCUUUUAUAUGCACUGUGGCUAACUAUGAGUAUGGAUUUUACUGGCACUUUUAUCAGGAUGGAAAAAUAGAAGCUGAGGUCAAGCUGACAGGAAUACUCAGCUUAGGUGCAUUGCAACAAGGCGAAACUCGAAAAUAUGGUACAACGAUUGCACCUGGAUUAUAUGCACCUGUCCAUCAACACUUUUUUGUUGCUCGUAUGGACAUGGCAGUUGAUUGCAAGCCCGGUGAAGCAUUUAAUCAGGUUGUUGAGGUGAAUGUGAAAGUUGAAGAGCCAGGAAAGAAUAAUGUUCACAACAAUGCAUUUUAUGCUGAAGAAAAACUGCUUAAAUCAGAAUUAGAAGCAAUGCGCGAUUGUGACCCUUUAUCUGCUCGUCAUUGGAUAGUUAGGAACACGAGGAGUGUGAACCGAACCGGACAUCUAACCGGUUACAAACUAGUUCCUGGUUCAAAUUGCUUACCUUUAGCUGGAUCAGAGGCUAAGUUUUUAAGAAGAGCAGCUUUCUUGAAGCACAAUCUUUGGGUUACUGCUUACGCACGUGACGAAUUGCAUCCUGGAGGAGAGUUCCCUAAUCAAAAUCCUCGCGUUGGUGAGGGUUUGGCUACUUGGGUUAAGCAAAAUCGACCACUCGAAGAAGCUGAUAUAGUUCUUUGGUACGUAUUUGGGGUGACACAUAUUCCUCGAUUAGAAGACUGGCCUGUUAUGCCUGUGGAGCACAUUGGUUUUAUGCUUAUGCCACAUGGAUUUUUCAAUUGCUCACCAGCAGUAGAUGUACCACCAAGCCCAAGUGAUUUGGAUGAUAAGGAAAAUGGCAUGCCUACCAAGCCUAGUCAGAAUGGAUUAAUUGCCAAGCUUUGAAAGUCCUAAAAAUCAGAGAUAUUUAGGCUCAUUCAGCCUUUUUAUGUGGUUGUGUUCAUCAUCUGAAUAAGUUUCUACCUAUAAUUGAACAUUUAAUAUUGCUGCUUGUGUUAAUUAAUCAAUGGUGGUGUGGUGUGUAACCUGGUUAUUUAAUUUAAGAAAGGCUUAUUGUGUAAUUUUAUAAAAAAAUUCUCUUACUUUUACGAUUGAGAUAAUGAUUUCAUUGUUAUUUAUGUCCAUAAAUAUUAGUAGUGUUCAAUAAAAGUGCAUAAAUUCUUGAUUUUA